Capronia coronata CBS 617.96 is the source of this 1557-nucleotide messenger RNA. RefSeq lists its product as uncharacterized. The transcript has a single exon. NCBI's taxonomy places the organism in Eukaryota, Fungi, Ascomycota, Eurotiomycetes, Chaetothyriales, Herpotrichiellaceae. The record is from RefSeq and is a predicted model, not a curated record. Gene Ontology annotation, molecular function: heme binding; acyl-CoA dehydrogenase activity; flavin adenine dinucleotide binding. Bases 1 to 1557 code for a protein of 518 amino acids.
AUGGCGCAGAAAACAUCCCAGUCGCCCACGCAGACCCUCACCAGAGCGGAAGUGGCCAAGAACAACACCGAGGAGAGCUUAUGGUGCAUCAUCGACCACAAGGUCUAUGACCUGACAGAUUUCCUGGACGCACAUCCCGGAGGCAGCGUAGUGCUGCGCCAGAUCGCGGGACAAGAUGCCACGAUGGCAUUCUACAACCUGCACAGGCAAGAGGUGCUGCAGAAAUACGCCAGCCUAUGCAUCGGCACCAUCGAAGGCGAGAAGCCCGAAGUGAUUCAAAAGGGGCCGGGCGAUCUGAGCCCAGUGCCGUACGCAGAACCACUAUGGUUGACGCCGGUGUUCAAGAGCCCGUAUUACACAGAGUCCCAUCGCAAACUGCAGCGGGCGGUGCGCGAGUUUGUCGAUCGAGACGUCUACCCUGAAGCGCAGCAGAAGGAGCAGGACGGAACGUAUAUCUCGCAAGAGCUGGUUGACAAGAUGGCCGCGAACAACUUGCUCGCCAUGAGGCUGGGGCCGGGCAAGCAUCUCACGGGCCGGACGCUGCUGGGCGGGGUCAAGAGCGAAGAGUUCGACUAUUUCCACGACAUGAUCGUGGCGCAGGAACUCUCGAGAGCCGUAGCUCGUGGAUUCCAGGACGGCAAUAUGGCGGGGAUGAUGAUCUCGCUGACGGCGGUGCGGCAGUGGGCCAACGACAGCGCGCUGCGCGACCGAGUCACGGACGAGUGCCUGUCCGGCAAGAAGUUCAUGUGCCUGGCCGUGACCGAGGCCUUUGCCGGGUCCGACGUCGCAGGGAUCCGGACGACGGCGCACAAGACGCCAGACGGGAAGCACUACCUGAUCAACGGGACGAAGAAAUGGAUCACCAACGGCAUGUUCGCCGACUAUUUCGUCACGGGCUGCCGGACCGCGAACGGGUUCAGCGUGAUCCUGGUCCCGCGCGACGACAACGUCACGACCAAGAAGAUCAAGACGUCGUAUUCGACCGCCGCGGCCACGGCGUUCAUCGAAUUCGACAACGUCAAAGUCCCCGUCAACCAUCUCCUCGGAAAGGAAGACCAGGGCUUCAUCGUCAUCAUGAGCAACUUCAACCACGAGCGCUGGUCCAUGGCGUGCUCCGUGGUCCGAUGGAUGCGCACCGUCGUCGAAGAGUGUCUGAAGUGGGCGCACCAACGCAUCGUGUUCGGCAAGCCACUGAUCCAGCAGCCCGCCAUUCGCCAGAAAUUGGCAAAGAUGAUUUCGCUCACCGAGGCGUGUCAGUCCUGGCUCGAAUCUAUCACCUUCCAGAUGUGUAGUAUGGACUAUGCCCAGCAGUCCAAACUCCUGGGUGGGCCGAUCGGACUGUUGAAGUCGUAUGUGACCCGCUGUGCCCACGAUGUUGCAGACGACGCGGUCAAUAUCUUCGGCGGCCGAGGCUUGACUCAGUCCGGCAUGGGCAGGGUCGUCGAGAUGUUCCAUCGCACUUACAAGUUCGAUGCCAUCCUCGGCGGCGCCGAAGAGGUCCUCGCUGAUCUCGGUGUUCGCCAGGCCAUGAAGCAGAUGCCGAAGGCCAUGCUUUGA